This is a messenger RNA of Spodoptera exigua (beet armyworm), 418 nucleotides long. NCBI's taxonomy places the organism in Eukaryota, Metazoa, Arthropoda, Insecta, Lepidoptera, Noctuidae. The record is from the annotation of a GenBank genome assembly.
AUUUUUGAAUGAUCGAUUAGUAAACUGGUGGUUGGUGAACGUGGUGACGUGAUUCAGUGACGAAGUGUUUGUGAUUGUUUGUGCGGAGAUAGCGUAUAAUGUGAUGAUGAGGCGAGGGAAAGUGCUGCUCGAGGGCAGCAGACAGGGCUCUGUCGACGGUAAAGCGAACGUGGCUAAUGAUAAGGAGCUGGUGCACAAAUGCCAUAGCGAUCCUGGUGGUGGGCGCGCUCUUGGUGCCGCCCCAAGGACGCACAGGCAUCGAUCUGCGUCGGGCGCGACCAGGAAAUGCGUGUUGACGCUCGACGGAUACUCAUAUGUCAUUGGAGGCAAACGAGGAGACUCAUCACUAAUUAUACGUGAUCCGCCCAUGGACAUCUGCAUCACCAGCCGAGUCACAGGCGCGUUGCCGGUCGUUUAA